AGCGGGCUGUGCCGAACUGCCUUGUGGGGCUUGGGCUCCUAGUGCUCCUGGAACUUUCUGGAGCCCUUUCUUCCACCACCCGGUCGGUGCAAGAGGUCGUCGGGGUUGUCAAGCGGGGCACGGGGAAUCCCCGGGAGCGUUGCACCUCCGGUUCCGGGGGCGGCCGCCGCCUGCGGGGACGGACCGCGCGCGGGUGCCGUGCGCAGAGCGGGUGCCUCGCAGAACAAAGCCCUGCAGCGCUUCCACCCGGCGGCGCCUCAUUUGCCUCUUUAGGCGACUCCUAACCGGCUCAGGUCUUGAGUCCUGAGGUUCCAGGAACCGCUGAGGAAGAUGGGCCUGGGCCCCCGAGCGGUCUCACAGGCCUCGGGUCUUGUUCCUUUUUUCACGCAGCCCCCUGACCUGAUCAUGCAAACCGCAGGCUUGGGGAGCGCUUUGCAAGUCCGGACUCACACGCCAGUCUUCUGCCUGGGGCCUUGCAGCCUCCUUCCUAUACGUUGGGCUCAGGCCAGCGCCAAACCAGAAACGUUUGCCAAGUCUUUGGUCAAACACGGAGGGCCGUGAACUCUCCUCUGGCCGGGUGUUCACUUGGUUGGCUAGCGGGAGACGCAGAGUAGCAGCACCGAGAGUGACGGACAGAUUGUUUUAGUUGAUGUUCACAGUCUGUGAACCUGGAUCUACAGUCCGCAGCAAAAGUAAUGAUGCGGGUGUGCUGGUUGGUGAGACAAGACAACCGGCAACAGCGAAUCAAACUUCCACAUUUGGAAGCAGUCCUGGUUGGGCGUAGCCCAGAGACCAAGAUCACUGAUAAGAAAUGUUCUCGACAGCAAGUGCGGUUGAAGGCAGACUGUAACAAAGGAUAUGUCAAGGUAAAGCAGGUAGGGGUUAAUCCCAGCAGCAUUGACUCAGUCAUAAUUGGGAAGGACCAAGAGGUGAAGCUGCAGCCUGGCCAGGUUCUCCACAUUGUGAAUGAACUUUAUCCAUAUAUUGUAGAAUUCGAGGAAGAGACAAAGAGCCCUGGCCUGGAAACACACAGGAAGAGAAAGAGGUCAGGCAGCAGCGAUUCCUUAGAAAGGGAUGCUGCCCAGGAAGCUGAGCCCAGUACAGGACUGGUACCUUGGAGUGACCCUAGCCAGUGCUUUGUGCCCACAAACAAGGGGACAAAUGAAUCUGCCAAAAAGGAAUCAUUGGGCCACUGGAGCCAAGGCUUGAAGAUUUCUAUGCAGGAUCCUAAAAUGCAGGUUUACAAAGAUGAGCAGGUGGUGGUGAUUAAGGAUAAAUACCCGAAGGCUCGUCAUCACUGGCUGGUCUUACCAUGGGCCUCAAUUUCCAGUCUGAAGGCUGUGACCAGAGAACAUCUUGAGCUCCUCAAACAUAUGCAUACCGUGGGGGAAAAGGUGAUUGCAGAUGCUGCUGGGUCCAGCAAACUCCGCUUCCGAUUGGGCUACCACGCCAUUCCCAGCAUGAGCUGUGAUCAAGAUGAUACAAGAGGCGGGCAGAGUGACUGUCCGAGAUGGUAUGCCUGAGCUCUUGAAGCUGCCCCUGCGCUGUCAUGAGUGCCAGCAGCUGCUGCCUUCCAUUCCUCAGCUGAAAGAGCAUCUCAGGAAGCACUGGCCAGAGUGAUUCUGUGGAACCUGAACUUCUGCAGCAAGUAUGGUGAUUGUUUCGAGCAAACUUCUGGCACCUGUUCUGGAUUGCUUGUGAACCUUUAUUUCUUAAAUGAAAAAUACAGGCUUUUUUUUUUU
Pipistrellus kuhlii (Kuhl's pipistrelle) is the source of this 1742-nucleotide messenger RNA. RefSeq names its product aprataxin (gene APTX). NCBI's taxonomy places the organism in Eukaryota, Metazoa, Chordata, Mammalia, Chiroptera, Vespertilionidae. Gene Ontology annotation, molecular function: single-strand break-containing DNA binding; single-stranded DNA binding; double-stranded RNA binding. Bases 696 to 1523 code for a protein of 275 amino acids. The transcript is spliced from 7 exons. Gene Ontology annotation, cellular component: nucleus. Gene Ontology annotation, biological process: double-strand break repair; single strand break repair. The record is from RefSeq and is a predicted model, not a curated record.